AUGUUCCUUUCACAUGUUCAGCCCAACCCCCAGAGCUCCACCCCCUCAUCACUCGCCAUCGGGCCUCGGGUCCCCCCCUCCCACAUCCGCAACUUCUGCAUCAUUGCCCAUAUCGACCACGGCAAGUCCACACUGGCCGACCAGCUGCUGCUGGCCACGCACAGCGUGGCCCAGCGUGACAUGCAGGCCCAGUACCUGGACGGCAUGGACCUCGAGCGGGAGCGGGGCAUCACCAUCAAGCUGUGCGCGGCGCGCAUGCGCUACCGCGGUGCGGCCGACGGCCAGCAGUACGCGCUCAACCUGAUCGACACCCCGGGGCACGUCGACUUUGCGUACGAGGUGUCGCGCUCGCUAGCCGCCUGCGAGGGCUGCCUCCUGGUGGUGGACGCCAGCCAGGGCGUGGAGGCCCAGACCCUGGCCAACGUCUACCUUGCGCUGGAGUCCGACCUCACCAUCAUCCCCGUGCUGAACAAGAUAGACCUGCCCGGUGCUGACGUGGAGCGGGUGCGCCAGGAGAUCACCGACGUGGUCGGGCUGGACGCAUCCGACGCCCUCCUCGUGUCUGCCAAGCAGGGCAUCGGCAUCGCGGAGGUCCUGGAGGCCGUGGUGCAGCGCAUCCCGCCACCCAGGGACACGCGGGGGGACCCGCUACGGGCGCUCAUCUUCGACUCCUACUACGACCCGUACAAGGGCGUGGUGGCCCAGUUCCGGGUGAUGGACGGCGAGUUGCGGAGGGGCGACGUCGUGCGCUUCAUGAACACGCGGUGCGAGCAUCCCGUGGCCGAGCUGGGGGUGCUGGCGCCCAAGGCCGUCGAGGUGGAGAGCCUGCAUGCUGGGGAGGUGGGCUACCUGGCGGCUGCCAUCAAGUCGGUGGCCGACGCUCGCGUGGGCGACACGGUGACGCUGAAGCGCGAGCCCGCGACCGAGGCGCUGCCGGGAUACACGGAGGUCAAGCCCAUGGUCUUCUGCGGCAUGUUCACCAUCGACGCCGACCAGUACGGGGGCUUGCGCGAGGCGCUGACCAAGCUGCAGCUGAGCGACGCCGCGCUGUCCUUCGAGCCCGAGGUGUCCUCCGCCAUGGGCUUCGGCUUCCGCUGCGGCUUCCUGGGCCUGCUGCACCUGGAGAUUGUGCAGGAGCGGCUGGAGCGGGAGUACGGCCUGGACCUCAUCACCACCGCGCCCACCGUGGUCUUCCGCGCGCGCACCAGCGAUGGCGCGGAGCACGUCGUGGACUGCCCUAGCAAGCUGCCGCCCGCCGCCACGCUGUCGGCUGUGCUGGAGCCCUACGUCAGACUGGAGGUCAUCACGCCCAAGGAGUAUGUGGGGCCCAUCCUGGACCUGCUCCAGACCCGGCGCGGAGAGCACAUCGAGAUGCAGUUCAUGACCGAGGCGCGGACCACCGUGGUGUACGACAUGCCCCUGGCGGAGGUGGUGAUGGACCUGUUUGACGCGCUGAAGUCGCGGUCCCGAGGCUACGCGUCCAUGGAGUACUCCAUCACAGGCUGGCGUGAGAACGACCUGGUGCUGCUGGAGGUGUCCAUCAAUGGGGAGCGGGUGGAGCCGCUGGCCGCCAUUGUGCACCGCGCCACGGCGUACAACAUUGGGCGCGCGCUGGUGAAGAAGCUGAAGGAGGUGAUCCCGCGCCAGCAGUUCCGGGUGCCCAUCCAGGCCAGCAUCGGCGCGCGGGUGCUGGCCUCAGAGGCCAUCCCCGCGCUGCGCAAGGACGUGCUGGCCAAGUGCUACGGCGGCGACAUCUCGCGCAAGAAGAAGCUGCUGCAGAAGCAGGCCAAGGGCAAGAAGCGCAUGAAGGCAAGGGGGUCGCUGGGCAAGGUGGACGUGCCGCAGGACGCCUUCAUGGCGGUCCUGCGCAUCAACCGCACCGGCGGGGAGGACUAG
Auxenochlorella protothecoides is the source of this 1896-nucleotide messenger RNA. Its product is annotated as Elongation factor 4. The coding region runs from base 1 to 1896 and encodes 631 amino acids. The record is from RefSeq and is a predicted model, not a curated record. The transcript has 11 exons. Gene Ontology annotation, biological process: positive regulation of translation. NCBI's taxonomy places the organism in Eukaryota, Viridiplantae, Chlorophyta, Trebouxiophyceae, Chlorellales, Chlorellaceae. Gene Ontology annotation, molecular function: ribosome binding; GTPase activity; GTP binding.